CUGUCAAGCAGUAGCACGGGGUUGCGCGCGACGGCUUGCUGCACGCCAUGUGAGGUGUUGGUGGGUCGCGCGCGGUCGGUUGGAUGGGCCACUGCACGAGCUCGCUGUGCAGCAGAGCAGACAAGGGACAAAGCCAGCGACGACGUGACAAUCGGGCGUGCUCGCACUCGGCGCACGCAGGCGGGGACGCAAGAGGCAAUGGCUCAACGCCUGCGACGAGCGGGCGGCCAACGAGUCGGGCGGCUCAACACCACGGUGGCACAGCCAGAAGAGAGGCACUCACCGUGGCUCGAGCCGCGUUGCUGAGGGCCGCCGAGGUUGUUGUUGCAGUCGCUGAGAUUGUUGCAAGCAAGCGGGAAAUUGCGCCAGAGGCCGUUGGCGUGGGCGGGGCGGGCGAAUCAGUGGCGCGGGAGAGGCGGGAGAGCAGCCGUGGAACAGGCAUCGCUAGCGGACCAGGGACGGGGAAGAGGCGCACUGCAAGAUCCCCAGGAGCGGCUUCCAAUCGGCCGUGCUGCGCGAGACGCGGCGAGGGCGCGGUGGGGUCUUUGCACGCAAUCUGGAGUGCCAGCGAGGCUGCUAAAAGCAAAGGCGAAUGGGCUGAUUUGAGGGUGUUGGUGUCGCCCGUGUGUUUCCCGGCAGCUGCUGAGAGCAGGAAAGCGGGAAUGCCAUGUCCGCUGCCCUGCGUUGCUCGACGAGGUUGCACUCGGUGCCAUUGCACGCAUUCCAGGCGUGGGCAAUGGCGCAUGACGGGCAGCGACAGAAGCGCUGCAGAAGGCGCGCAGAAGGGUGCGGUCCGCGCAGCACCGUGGAUGGAUAGAUUGCGCGCUGCGUAGUGUGCGCACCCAACAGCACCCGGCAGCAGCAGUCGCCUCUGCGCAUUAGCGAGGCCAUGUUGCAUGGGCAGAUGACCCGAGGGUCGACGCCGAUGCCGCAGUGUGUCGCGACCCUGCCUCGAGCAUCGGUGGGAUGGAUGCGCCGUCAUUCCGUCGACUGAAGCUCUUGGACACGGUGCUCCGCGUUGCACGAUGCUGGC
Messenger RNA from Paraphaeosphaeria sporulosa, 1033 nucleotides. RefSeq lists its product as uncharacterized. Bases 84 to 833 code for a protein of 249 amino acids. The record is from RefSeq and is a predicted model, not a curated record. The transcript has a single exon. NCBI's taxonomy places the organism in Eukaryota, Fungi, Ascomycota, Dothideomycetes, Pleosporales, Didymosphaeriaceae.